Rotaria sordida is the source of this 915-nucleotide messenger RNA. The record is from the annotation of a GenBank genome assembly. Lineage: Eukaryota; Metazoa; Rotifera; Eurotatoria; Philodinida; Philodinidae.
AUGCCUAAUAUAAAUGAAAAUGAAGAACUUGAUUUUAUCUAUGAAAUUCGUGUUCAAUUUGAUAGUCAAGGUAGUCAAAGUGUAACACGUAUGGUUGAAAUAAAAAAUGUUGGAACAAUAGUUUUUUAUUAUGAAUGGCAACAAAAACCAUAUACAAAACUAUUUGAUAUUGUUUAUUCAAAAAUUCAAUGUUUCUAUUUUGAUAAUCAUAUAAGUUCAAUCUUACCAAGGGAUACUCUCAAACUUUCAUUUGUAUUUAAAUCAAGUGAACCAGAAAUAUUCACUGAACAUUGGCAAUUAUUAACACGUUCUGUUCUUUGUGGUGGUCGACCAAUUAUAUUUACAUUACAUGAUGUAACAACUGAAGAAGAUGUUCAUCGACAAACACGUAUUAAUAUCGAAAAAACAAAAGAAUAUUAUUGUUAUGAUAUUAUGAAUCAAUUUAUCGAUUCAUUUGUUGAUCAAAUGAAUAUUAUUUAUCAAAAACUUCAAAUUGACGAACCAUCAAAUGAAUCUUACCCAGAUAUUGAUUUAAAUGAAAAAAAUAUUAUUAGUACGGCUAGUGAUACAACUAAAGAUAAGAAGGAACCACCACCUUCAAAAUUAGAAAGAGGAAAAUCUUCAAAAAGAUCUCUAGCUCCAUCUCAAGUUCCAUCAGCUAUUGGUAAACAUGAAGCAGUUAGUGAUACUGUUUCUCAAAUGAGUAAACAACCAUCAUUUAUAAGUCCGGCUAAACCCGACAAAGUAGAUGUUCAAUUAACACCACAACAAUUAGAUGAACGUUUUAAAAUAACUCAAGAAGCACAUUUACCAAUAUAUACAUUAUUAUGUCAUACAUUUGAUUGUUUAAAACAAGCAUUAUAUGAUUUAUCAGAAAAAUUUUCAUCUAAUAAUGAAAAUACUUUUUGUACAUAA